Messenger RNA from Brassica oleracea var. oleracea, 1246 nucleotides. RefSeq lists its product as uncharacterized. The coding region runs from base 104 to 1222 and encodes 372 amino acids. NCBI's taxonomy places the organism in Eukaryota, Viridiplantae, Streptophyta, Magnoliopsida, Brassicales, Brassicaceae. The record is from RefSeq and is a predicted model, not a curated record. The transcript has a single exon.
CUCUGGUAUUAAUGGAGAAGAUGAACCUAACAUCAACUCUUCAGCUAGAUUCCUCUUUUUAUCUCUCUCGCUCUCUCUCUUUUAGAUCUCUUUUCGCUCCCAUAUGUCUAUGCUUCUGAGACGGCUCUCGAGUCUCGGACUUGGGAAACCUCAUGUGUCCGUGAGAUCCUCUCUUCUUCUUCACUCUAGAGGAUUCUCAACUUCCUUGCUUCAAACCCCUCCUUGUAGAAUCGUCUUGGCCGAGCCCUGUGGAGGGGAUCUCGGAAAACUUGUGGUAAUGAAUUUAAAUGAACUUGAGUGCAAGGAUUUGGAGAAGAAGGUGCCUCUGGAGUUAGUGGAUGAUGAAGACUCAAAGAUAAUAAUAGGGGCAUCCGGUGGCUGGAUAGCUACUCUAAAGGAAGAUGGAGUGCUGCGUCUCCAAGACGAUUUCAACCCUGUUGCUUCUGAUACAAAUCCGAAACGCAUCCCACUGCCUCCUCUGGUGACUCUGCCUCAUUGCCAAACCAAAAUCAUCACCAACGUGUCAGUGUCCUCAUCUUCUCCAGAGGAUGAUGAGGACUGUGUCGUGGCUAUCAAGUUCUUGGGACCGCAGCUCAGCUUUUGCAAACCAGCCGGUAAGAGUGGUAAACCAGAGUGGACCAACAUCAAGAUCGAAAACCCCUGCUUCUACUCCUCCCGUGUCAUGUUUUCCAAGAAAGACAAUAUGUUUCGUAUUCCCGGAUCUGGAGGCCAUCUCAUCGGUUCAUGGGAUCCCUACAAACCCAGCAAUAACCCCACGUUUCAGAGGUUGCGGUUUAAAAACAUGCCCAAGCUCACCAAGGCUAAACAGAAUCUUAUGGAUUUGUGCUGCAGGAGCGAGCACUUGGUGGAAUCACGACCCACGGGUGAAACUUUCUUGGUCAAGCAGUACAAGAAGACAAUCAAGAUCACCAAGGCUGGUAUCGCUAGAAUGAGAACCAAAACUUUAAUGGUGUACAAGCUAGACGAUGAAGGAAACGCUGUCUACACUCAAGACAUUGGAGAUCUUAACAUAUUCCUUUCAUUGUCUGAACCUUUCUGUGUCCCUGCUACUUCCUUUCCUGAUUUGCUCCCUAACAGUGUCGAUUUCAUAGAUUUCGACGAAUCAGGUUUCGUCUGUCUGAAAUCCACAAGAGUCUGGAGUAGAUCUUAUACAUGUAGUGCCCCUUUCUACAUUCCACCACAACAUAUUAUCAAGUCUUAGAUUUGGAUACUGAGUCUGUUUUUC